Molecule: messenger RNA, 1008 nt
Organism: Diversispora eburnea
Lineage: Eukaryota; Fungi; Glomeromycota; Glomeromycetes; Diversisporales; Diversisporaceae
Source: the annotation of a GenBank genome assembly
AUGUCAACCCGAACUAAAAAGCAUAAUAAAAUAUUGGGUUUCGGUUUUUUCGAUAUUUUUACUGAUAGUUCGGAUAAACAAAAUUCUUUAGUUCCUAGUAGAAGUAAUAGUCAUUCUUCCACAACAAAUUCUAAUACUAUUACUGCCCCUCAAAAUGUCCUUAAUACCAGUAGUGAAGAUAGAGAAAAAUUUAAUGUUGAAAGUAGUAUGAAUGCUAGGUCUUCGGUGAGAAAUUUUCAAGAAAUUAUAAAUCAAUUAGCUCAUGCUAAUCAAAUGGAUCAAAAUUUAAUAUUACACAAAAUUAUUUAUUUAAUGGAAAAACCUGAUAUUUAUUCAGAUGAUGACGUUACUACAGAAAUGCUACAAAAAUUCGUAAUCCAAUCUGCCCUUUACCUUGGUAACCACGAAAUUAAAGCAUAUAAUGAAGCUACUGCUGAAUUAGAAUUACUUCUACGAGCCAUGUCUUCCCUAGUUCAUUUGGCUUCAAAAGUAUCAAUGUUAGAAACAUCUAUUCGUGGCCAGUUAUAUGAUAGUGUUGCUAAAUUUUGGAAUGUAUCUCAAAAGAUUAAAUACAGAACUAAUCCAAGCAUCACUUUUUCAUUACGAGAGAUUAGAAAUUGUUUAAAGAAAAUUAAGAGUGAUGAAACUAAUAUGGAAGUGACUACUCGGAUUAGUAAACAUUUCGCUGAAGCAGCUGCUUUGAUUGCCACUAAAGAGUAUAUUGGAGCUUUGGGAAGCGUGGCUAAAAUUGCAACUUUCGAAUAUAAAGCGGGGAAAUGGUAUGAUGAUUGGGUAAAGAUGAGAGAUGAAUUCUUUAAAACAAAAAAUUAUUUAGAGAAAAAGGGUUCAGUGAAAAAGGAUUUAGUGAAAAAGGGUUCAGAGAAAAAGGAUUUAGUGAAAAAGGAUUCAGAGAAAAAGGAUUUAAAGAAAAAGGUUUCAGAGAAUUUUGAUACCUUUAUUACAUUCUGGAAUAAAUUAUAUGAUUCCGCAAAAGACGAACUUAAAAAG